Abrus precatorius (Indian licorice) is the source of this 1459-nucleotide messenger RNA. RefSeq names its product biotin carboxyl carrier protein of acetyl-CoA carboxylase, chloroplastic-like. The record is from RefSeq and is a predicted model, not a curated record. Gene Ontology annotation, cellular component: acetyl-CoA carboxylase complex. Gene Ontology annotation, molecular function: acetyl-CoA carboxylase activity. Gene Ontology annotation, biological process: fatty acid biosynthetic process. Lineage: Eukaryota; Viridiplantae; Streptophyta; Magnoliopsida; Fabales; Fabaceae. The transcript has 7 exons. The coding region runs from base 284 to 1159 and encodes 291 amino acids.
AUUGUGACGUUGAUGUUCUCAUUGUUAUCAUCGAAGCCUUAGUGUUAAAACCAGCGUUCCUCCUUUGUACUCUCCAUCAUCAUCCCUUGCAGCGUUUUCCUUUUCUCUUCUCACAUCAUCAUUCAUCAUUCAUUCCUAACACCCUCUUAGAUCUCAUCGCCUCCACAACCCUUUUUAUUCACAUCCACCCACUUAGCCAUUCCCACCGUUUCGUGCAGAUCACAGUGCCGUUUCAGCUCAGAAGCAGCAAAAAUCGUUUUUUGAUUCGUGGGUUUGGUUCAAAAUGCCUUCUUUCACGGUCCCUUGCCCCAAGUGUCCUUCUUUUCCUCGUUGGGGAUUGAACUCUCAGACCCCACAACGGAACAUGCAGAUUGUCUCUUAUCGGAGCGUGUUGGGAUUGAACAAAUCACUGUCAUUUGGAUCUCUGAGUAGUGAUUUGCCAUCAAAUGGGAUUCAGUGCCCCAACAGGAAGCAAUGUUCUGUCCGGAAGUUUCAAGCACAAUCUAAUGAGGCUGCUACUGUUGAAAAUUCAAAUUCUGCACCUGGACCGGUCAAUGGACCUAAAGUUUCUUCACCAAAAGAGAAAAAUGACCAUAAUGGGAAACCCUCUGGUCCAAGCACUUCUGCAGAUUCAUCUUCAAUUUCUGCAUUUAUGAAUCAAGUUUCAGAUCUUGUUAAACUUGUGGACUCGAGAGAUAUUGUGGAGCUGCAACUUAAGCAAGCAGACUGUGAGCUCAUGAUAAGAAAAAAGGAAGCUUUGCAGCCUCCACCAGUAGUAGUAGCUCCAGCGUUGCAACCGUUUCCAUAUUCCCCAAAUCCUUCUGUGCCACCUCCACCACCGGUCACUAAUUCUGCUCCUGCAAGCCCUCCACCUUCAAAAGCACCACCUGCAUUGCCUUCUGGAAAAGCAAGCACAUCGUCUCAUCCUGCGUUUAAAUGUCCAAUGGCAGGAACCUUUUAUCGGAGUCCAGGACCUGGUGAACCUCCAUUUGUCAAGGUGGGAGAUAAAGUGCAAAAAGGACAGGUUGUUUGCAUUAUUGAGGCUAUGAAACUGAUGAAUGAAAUUGAAGCUGAUCAAUCAGGAACAAUAGCUGAGAUACUAGCAGAGGAUGGGAAACCAGUCAGUGUAGACAUGCCUCUUUUCGUUGUUGUACCAUGAAGUACGGAAAUGGACCUAACUCGAAGUUGAUGGAAACUUCACUUUGUUAGAUAACAUGCCACAGGAUUCUUAUAAUUAUAUGGCACGACCUUUUCAUUAUUCAAAUUUCUUAUGCGAUAAUGUUUGUCACAUUUUAGGAAGUUGUUCCUCUCUAUUUUUUUUUUCUUUCUAAGAGACAUUUUAGACAUAAAAGCCUUAGCAUAUAUCAAAAGGAAUAUUGGAAAUCAUUGCUCUAAACAGUUUUGGUAUUUGUAAUUAAAACGGUUUUUUUAACCUAAAUAACUAUGCACUUAAUUAGAU